Molecule: messenger RNA, 9987 nt
Organism: Armigeres subalbatus
Lineage: Eukaryota; Metazoa; Arthropoda; Insecta; Diptera; Culicidae
Product: muscleblind-like protein 1
Exons: 14
Coding region: 915-2396 (493 amino acids)
Biological process (GO): regulation of RNA splicing
Cellular component (GO): nucleus
Molecular function (GO): RNA binding; metal ion binding
Source: RefSeq, a predicted model, not a curated record
UUAGUGCUGCGAGUGAUUUUCGCCGUUUCGCGUGUGUAUUUCGUCUAGUUUUGGACGGGAGUUUUCUUCUCAUUACAUCUCAGGAAGACAUAAAGCGUGUUACGUUGUUUGUAAUUUGUAACCACUGGAACUGUUGGCUUGCGUAAGCACAGUGCCGCACCACAACCGACCCCGCCGCUCUCAAAUGAAGUGGAUAUCUUGGCAAAGGGAAUUAAAUUAAAUACACACCGGUAGUAACUAUCGGGAAAAAGUUUUUGAAAAACGUCUACUCAGCUCAGCUCGAAAAAGCUAACCACCGCCGCCCACGACGUUGUACUCCGACCGAUCCGAUCCGAUCCGGGACGGACAGACAUAGACCGACGAAUCCGUUCGCACUGUCAAGAUAAGCUGUUUUUUUCCGACCAGUUGGUGUUUUCCCGGUCCGAUCCGCCGCCCGUCCGCUCGGUUCCGCGCUACGCAGCACCGCAGUUUCGUGUGAUCAACAGUGCCAGUUGACCAACUGGUUCAAGUUUCAUGAAGUGAGAUUGUUCCGAGAAUAUAAGAAAAGCUAACGAACCGCCGCACUGCACUGGUACUGGUCCGGAUCCGGGCGGAGGAAAGCCACUGGGGAAUACUAGUAUACUAGUUAUUUCUUUUUACUGACUGUUGGUCGUGGGGUCUCUAGCCAGCAGGAGGAACAAAAAACCAAAGGAGCGCAGCAGAAAUGGACGAGAAAACUCUGGUAAACAUCACGCUUCCGCACGUGGCGCACUCCCAUUUAAGACACCUCUCGAGAAAAAAAAUAAUCAAUGCUGUAAAUAUUGGGUCGUUGUAAUCGUGAAAAACCACCGUGUAAAUACUUCCAUCCUCCACAACAUCUCAAAGAUCAACUGCUGAUAAACGGAAGAAAUCAUCUGGCCCUGAAGAACGCCAUCAUGCAGCAGAUGGGUAUCUCACCUGGACAGCCAGUGCUGCCCGGCCAAGUGCCAGCAGUGAACGGCGCCACAGCGACGGCAGUUGCGACCGCGGGAGUACCUCCGGGAGCAGCGGCCGCGGCACUCGGAUUUACGAUCUCCUGGGCAGGUCACCCCCAUCCGCCCUACACGACGUACGUCCUGAGUCACACCAAUGGCAACGGUUGCGUCCCGGCCGCAGCCAUAAUGAACGGCACCAGCAUCCCGAGUCCGACCAACAUCAGCACGAAUAAUAGCAGCAGUUGUAGUAACAGCAACAUCAUCAAUAACAACAGCCAUCACACCAGCAACACCACCUGCAACACCUCUGCCACCACCCCCAAUCAUAAUAACAACAACCACAUCAGUACCAAUAACAACAUCAGCCAAGGUGGCGUCUGCAAAGCAACCAAUCCCUACCUGGCCAGUAUGCCGACCAGCACGUACAGCCCGUACUUCCCGCCCGGUCACCUGAUGCCGGCCCUGCUGGGGCCCGCGGACCCCUCGGGGGUGUCCCAGGUGGGGCCCGUCGUGCAACAGACGCUAGUACCGGCCACACAGCAGAAGAUUCCCCGCUCCGAUAGGCUCGAGGUAUGUCGCGAAUUCAUGCGCGGUGCCUGCAAGCGAGCGGAGUCCGAGUGCCGUUUUGCACAUCCGCAGGACAGCGUUACAACACACGAAGACGGUUCUGUCACGGUGUGCAUGGAUGCCGUGAAGGGUAGAUGCGCUCGUGAACCUUGUCGCUACUUCCAUCCUCCUUUGCACCUGCAGGCUCAAAUAAAAGCAGCGCAGUCACGCGCAACCGCGACUGCACCUGUAUCCGCUGCGGCUGCUGUUGCCGCUGCUGCUGCCGCCGCCGCUGCUACCAUGGGCACCCUGCCGCCGCCACCGCCGCCAUCUGCCGGGGCUGUUGUCAAUUCGACGCCAAUGCCACUUAGCCAAUCUCCCCUGGAGGCCGGCAAAAAGCGUGCAGCCGAAAGUGACAUGAUACAAAUGAUGGACAUGAAAACGAUGGGAUCUUUUUACUAUGAAAACUUUGCUUUCCCCGGAAUGGUCCCAUACAAACGAACCGCCGCCGACAAGUCUGGCAUCCCGGUCUACCAGCCUGGGGCAACGACCUACCAGCAACUGAUGCAGCUCCAGCAGCCAUUCGUGCCAGUGUCAUCAGCUUCGUCUACAAUACCUUUGAAUGCUCCUUACGUUAUCUACACCGAUGCCAAUGGACAGUUACUGGACACCCUCCCGGUGUGCCAAGAUUUUAAUAGGUCCAUGUGCACGCGCCCUACCUGUAGAUUCGUACAUCUAAUGGAGUGUGAUAAAGUAGAAGUAUGUGAUCAACGCGUGGCGGUCUGUCGUGACCAUGCGAAGGGUAUGUGUAAGCGUAAGCAAUGUAAAUAUUACCACAUACCGAUUGUACUGCCACCAGCGAACGUAAUGGCCGCCACAGCAAAAAUAGCAGAAUAGAAUAAAUAACAACAACAGCAACAACCAGCAGAAAACAACAGCAACCGCACCAGCAGCAGCAGUAACAACAAACCAUAACCAGGCAUCAGAACCCUAUGAACCACCUCGGAAGAGGUGAUACAACCGCAGAUAUAAUUCGGAUCGGUAAAAGUCGAGUUGCAGUAAUUCAAUUACUAGAUUUCAACCCAGCAAAGCAAGAACAGUGAAAGCGAGAACAAUAAGAACACAAUACAUCAGCAACACAACAAAACCCAGCCAGAACAGAGGAGAGUGAGCAACUUUAUACAGUGCAAGUGGAAACUAUUCAAAAUACCAGGCAUACCAAUUGAAUCGUUUAUUGCUCUAUUACUAUUGUAUGUGAAGAGAAGUAUUCGUUUAUUGUUUUGAUCGUUACUGACGAAUGGAGCAACGCGUUUCCUCUACCGUACGUGUGCUGUAUACAUGUUUUGUAUGUUGUAAUUGAAAGUUUCUAUUUGUCUCGAAUUUAUAAUUGAUGAAAAAGAAUCUGUAUUAUUUUUGUGUAUUUUUUGUAUAUUAUUUGUAUUUAGCGAAUAUGUUAUAUUUUUCAAUAUUUCCUCUUAUUUACAUUGCAUAUUAUUAUAAGUUUAAUAAACAACAAACGGGAUAUGUUUAGGAUAAUUAUUUACACAUGACGAAGCAACUUUGAUUCGAAAAUAAACUGCAAAAUGUAUAAUCAUAUAAGGUUGCAUUAAAUAUUUAUAAGUUGAAACUAACACCAGAAGUUCUAUGAAUAUACAUUUUCUAUGGGAAGUUAGGAUGCAAAAACGUUUUGAAUUUUGUACUAAGUCAACCAAAAACUAAUAAUUCCGUACUGAAACAGCCUAUACAAAUUUAUUGACGCUAUUGUACACAAAAACACCUUUUGAUUUUUACUAUCUAAAUCUUACAGAAAAUAAAUGAAAGCAAACAAUAAUCUAAACCCCUUACAAACGAUAUACAAACCAUCUCUAGAAGGAAGUAAACUACUUAACUAUGACAUUUUUUUUAAAUCUAAUUUACCAACCGGGGAAGGACUGCAAAAUAUCUACCGUUUAUAUUCGAGUUUAUACACACUCACACGAAGGUAACGUUACACACUCACAUGUUCACGUUGGAAACAAGUCACCAGUUCUCUGUAUCAUAAUCUCUCACACUAAAAAGCAAACAUUUGACUACUUCUAUGUACCGAUACUGACACACUAACAAGCACUCAAUGAUUGACACAUACAUACAACACUCUAUUGAUCGAUGGUAACUCAAUACAAGCAGUAACACACAAACACAACUAUUGAAUGAUAAAUCACGUCCUAUUGGAGCAACGAUAAUUAAUAGUUUAUAUGUUUAUAUUAUAUAUCAAAACGUGGUGAGAAAACGGUUGAAUAGAAUAAAAACAGAAUUACGAAGCAGAAAUUUAAUAAGAUAAUACCUCUCUAUUUAGUAUUUUUAUUUUCCUAAACAAUUUAUAGAUGUUGCGUUUGAUUAUUUGUUUUGUUUUAACUUCGUUUGAUUUGAGAGUUACGAACAUACAUUGUUUAGAGAUAUGUUUCUCCCUGAGAAAGUUUUAGGAGUAAAACAUACACACAAAACCACACUCAUAAACACUAAAUCAAAAGUAUUCCUACUACAAUCUCGUAAGUGUAAGUGCUAAAAAUUAUCGAUAGAUCCAGAGUGAUUCUCAGCUGAGACUUUUUCAUUAGAAACAAAAAAGAAAACUAUUAUUAUUUAUAUUACUUGUUAAAUUGAUUCCUCUCAUUAUUUUCUCGUAAGUUAAUUGUACUCAAAUUCUCUAACUGAACUGGAUGCGAUAAGUUUCCACACUCUAGAAAACGAUUUCAAGUUACAUUCGAAACAUUCAAAAUGUUUUGUGCAGCAUGAUGGCAAAGAUCCUAACCCCACCGGUAGGUGGGGGAUUUAAUCGUUUUAAAAUAACACAAAUUUAUGUAAAGUUCAGGAGAGAAUAAAAUAAAUUACAACCAUUUUAAGGGUAAGCAGAAAAGUAUUCAUCCAACAACGCUGAGGAAUGAAGGGAAGAUAGAAAACACCGCAGGAAAUAGACCAUGGCUUGCUUUUUGCAGCGGGAACGGAUCCCAUCAGUCACGAGUACCAUUUAUGCGAUGAUGGUACGCUUUCAUAUUUGUUUUCCUAAAUACAAAUAAUGCAUACUUGUGAUAAAAAUGAUUAUUUAGUUGUUCCUGAUUUUAGAUACGUACAUACAUAUUAUUUUUUUCAUGCACGUUUUAUCAUCCCAAAUCGCUUAGUUCAAAUUUCAUUCUUGAAAUUUGACUGCUUCUUGAAAAUGGUGAUCGGUUGGUUGGGUGUAGAGUAUUCGAAUGUAGGAAUGAAAACUUUUUCGUUGAUUUAACGCAUCUCAUAAUAUUAUUGGAAGACAGUUCGAAAAUUCUGCACUAUGUCAAUGAUUUGAGUAAUGAAAGAAUAAAAAAUUGCCUUGCCACGAUUUUACAAAGCAUAAACAUGAAAACAUUCUGAAGAUGUCUAUCCAUACAUGUUGCUUUGUUUGAAAAUUUAACCGAUUGAAGUUUGACAACUUGACAAUUUAUUCAAAUGAUUAUUCCGUAUUUAUUUUCCAUUCAUCAAAUAAACAAAAUGUUGGGCAUGUCUUGAGCGUGAAUGAUAUCAAAAAAUGCUAACAACUAUGAACAAUAUUUUUCCAGUUUAUUUCUAUAAAAAAUGUAUAUUGAACUUCUCAUUCUCUUCAAUAUGAGAAGAUUAAGUGACAUGAAUAAUGCUUUUACUAUGUUGAAACAUUUGUGUACCCAUAAACCACCAUCCAUUCACCAAUUCGCGCAAAAAUUGGACUCUAAUUUGUGUCCCGAGAUCUCCGCUUCGCUUGGCAACAGAAACCCCCUCAAAAAAAUAGAAUCGUAAGCCUUGUCAAAGAGAUUAACUGUUAGGGAAUAAACACAAAUACAGUGUGCAGUGACAUAUCACAUGCGCAAAAUACCACAAUAAACGCGAACCAAAUAUGAUUUGUCAAGACUGAAGCAGGGGAUGAUUUUUAAAAAAUCUAAACUCUGCAAAUUGUAAUUCAUUUCAAGGGGAGAGAGAGAGAAAUCAAGUUAGUGAACCAACACACAGGAACCAAAAUGAGAGAUCGGUAACUGAAAACAAAACCGGAGAGAGAAAUUUUAUUAGUGAGAGAACGAGUUAAGCGAUUGCCGUAACCCAUUGAUUGUGUUCCGCUCUGAUCGUACUUCGUACAUUUUGAACACAUAUCUUCUUCAAUCCCAAGAAACCGAUCGCACUGAUUCUAAUAUCAACACGUCUGGUGAGCGAAAUUCCCUUUUUGUAUAGUGUCUGAAGUUCGUACAGUUUUCAUCCUGCCAUCCUAACCUAUUGUUCGUGAACUUACGUUACUUUCGUUCGAAAGCCGUGACUGCCAUGUUCAUCGUGAAACAAUGGGCAUGAAAUGUUGGGAGAUGAUCCGAAUCGAGUGAUCGUUCAAGAAGCAAAACAUCAACAACCGACUAUUAGCAUGGUAGAAUAAUGUGGAAAGGCAAACAGAAAACUCAACGCAAAGAGAAUAUAAAAUAUUUUUUAGAUAGCUAGGAGAUACAUUUAUAUAUAUUAACAUUACCUAAAACAAUUGAAUCCGAUUGACGGAAGCACUUGAAGGUGUGAAACACAAUGAAAUUGUACUUUAAGCUGAAAUGGAACGGAACCGAAUGUUACUAAAAUAUUCAAAUCAUAGAGAACAAAAUCGAACUGGAAUACAUCUCAAGUGUAAAACAAAUGUGACAUCGUUGUGGAGUCUUUCCAAUGUGUCUUUUGUCAUAUGUUACACAAACGAUCUGAUGCAACAGGGAUAUUGUAAUCGAUGUGAUUGACACCAGCUUUUUUCAUUAUUAUUAUUCUACAUUCCUUUGGAGACGAAAGUAUUUCAUAUUUUAGAGAAAAUGAUAAACAGUAUAGCCGCUAUGCACAUGUCCUGAUUAUUAUAUUUGAUACUACAAGUUUUGUACAGCACGAUCAAUUAUUUCUAGUACAACUACCCCCUGGGUAAUCAACAAAAAACAAAACUAAACGCAGAAAUAUGUUUUUUCCAACGUCAUGCUGCUUCAGCUUUAAAAGACAGAGUUGGAUAGUUGGAAAGUGAAUUAACGAACAGUGAUUUCACGCACAUCGUUUCAUAUUUGUCAUUUAAACAAUACUGAUAUCUGGUGGUUGAUUGCCCAUUCACAGCGAAAACAUUUGACGGUGGCAGUGCUAUUUCGAUAAUGAUUUUCGUAAUGAAAGUUCAAAGCAUUUCAAGACCAGAAAACUUUUUAAAUCAGAUGAAUUGCCAUAUGUAACUUAAUCAAGUCAUUGGGACUUUUCUAAGCAAUUUGAACAUAUAUUCGAUCGUGCAAGUUUAUCAAAGAUCCACUCACAUACAUCAUAUGGAGAACAAACUUAAAGAAAAUUUAAGUAAAAAUUGGAGUUGAGUGUGAAAAUACAAUAAAAACCCUUAAUUGGUUUGAACUGUAAAAAGAGGCAUUGAUAUAAAAGUUUUAAUAUUUACUUCUUCUUGCUCUCCUGUUCUCUCCAACAAGAAAAAUGUGGCGCAUGUUUGUCUUCAAUUUAAGAACAGGCUACUAGCAUUCAAACUAACUUCUAAAACGUUAGUUUCUUCUGCCCAAACUUAAAAUAUGUGUUAAAAAAAUUAUGGCACGUACGAAAAUUCAAAAAUAUUAGCAGUACUCAUCACCUUGCUAUAACAAAUGUAAAAACAAGUAACGUAAAAUGUAUGUGUGCUUCACUGCGAAAUCGCAAGCACACUUUUGAUUUAGCAUUUUGGAAGCCAGUGCAAAAUCGGUAUUGUACAAUUUUGAUUUUGUGAAUAAAUUUUAGUCCAGAUUUGGACUAUAAAUUACCAAAGAGUGCAAAACCACUUUUUCGUCCUAAUUUUCACGUUGACCCAUCAAAUGUUUCACACAAUGAACAGACAGCAAAUACUGUGAUAACACAAAGCAUAAAUAGCGAAAAAAUAUGGAAAAUUAUCCGGUCUGAAGCAAUUGCAAUUAUGUUCCUCAAUGAAGGAAGCUCCACUGACAUUUGUUUGACACGUUUCCAGUUCAUUUAUUCUCGACCAAAACAUCCAAACUGAUCUUAUCCGAUCUGGUGAAAACCAUCAAGGCAGAUAUCACGUCAUUCGAUUUGUCUAGUCAACACCAAGUGAAUCUAUUUAGAUCAUCGCCAUCAUCUAUGUUAUUCUUGUUAUGUUUGAUAUAUUACGAAUCCGAUGAUUUUUAAUUUCCCAAAACUGUCAUAAAAUACUCAUUUUUCGGUAAAUCAAUCAGGAAAAUACACUACAUUAUCAAGCAAAUACUCCGCUUUCGGUUGCUUGUCAGUUUAUUUAGCCCAGUUUUCGAGUUUGUGUGUUUUCAUUAAAAUUAUCAUUUAUCCAUUGUACCCCCAUUAGUUGACAUUCGAAACGAACGUAAAAUCUAUUGAAAAAUGUUCCUGAACAUAAAUGGACACCAUCUGUUGUGUCGAGUGCCCUAAAGAAUAAGAACUACCCAAAACUGAUAGGGUUAGAAGAAUAAACAAUAACAAUAAACCGUUUUGUGACAUAUUUUUUCCUACAACACCUUACCGCCAUUCAAACUCACACACACACACAUACAACCGUGAAAAUUGAACACUUACCAUGCACACACACUGUCCACAAAUUAAAAAAAAUAGCUCCAACAAUUACGUGAUCGCGACAAGUACAUAAUAACACAAUAAUAAACGUGAGUUUGACAGCAUAGGCAACAAAUAUGGAAUCCCACGAUUUUUAUGGAAACUGUCAAAAAGGACAACCAUUCACAAACCAAGGUUAUAUUAUUUGUAAAAAGGGGUAAAGUAGAAAGGAUAACAGUGAAACAAACAAAUAUUCUAAUUGAAGUAAAGAAAAAUAAACAAAAAAUAACUUUAAACAUAAAUAAUCUGUAAGAUUUUUAGUAAUAAAAUAUUAUUGAAAAAUUUACUCAAAAUACUUUAAAAUAUUGUAUGAAAAAUCACUAUUAUCAUUAUUGAUAAUGAAACACAUACACAUUAAACCACACACACACACGAAAAGUAUUUCAGUUUACUUAUUAAGUAGUAAACCUUUACACAAGUGAACGAAAAAAAACUCCAUCGUGAAUCUAUAGUUGAACGAAUAGUGAAUCCUUAAUGAGCAAAAAAAUACAAGAUACCUUAACAAAAUCGGCACAAGUGGGAACCGAGAAAAAAAAGUAAUCACAUAACCCUUUCAGAGCGAAAAAUCAGUGACCUCAGUGUUCGAGGAAGGAAGAAGUAGAAUAGCAUUGCUCUAGUACAGCAAAACUUUCCCGCAGAAAACGACAAAAGCAUAAAACCCAAAUGUGAACAACCGAAAGCAACUCAACAUACUAAACCACAACAGUAAAAGAAACAUGUGCGAAGAGAUCGGCACACCUGGAGAAAAUAAUCGAAUAUAACGAAAAGAGUAAUACAUAAAAAAACAUAGGAACUCACGCAAAAGUGAAUCGAACCGUCGAAUGGGGCGGAUUAGAGGGACCUUCCUCGGGUAAGACCCGCAAUCCCCCUCAGCGCACGGGAUCGGAACACUCGCGUGCAUUCAUCACUGCGUCUGUGAUAGUUCUAAAGAAAAUUUUAACGUACUAGAUCAAGUCUAUGAAAUUAAGGUGCGCGUUGUGCAUGAAAAAAAAAACAAAACAUGGAUAUUCGCAAGUAAGCAACAGUGUAGCAAGAAUGAAAAUCAAAAAAAUCAAAAGCAAGCAAACGAGCCCCGAGCGCGGACUCGGAGCUCACAGCGACCAGAGGAUCUUUUUUCGAUCCACUCUUCCCGCGAGGCGUUUCCUGGUCGCGCUAGUGAUCCUCGGUUCCGAAUCCGGGCGGACCGAAAUAGAAGAGUCCAGCCCCGCGAAUGACGAAUCCAAGCAACGGAGCAGAGUGAAGAAAAAAAAAAUCAUCUAAUUAAACAGUAAUAAAAUAAUGUUAAAUGAUAAAUUGUUGUUGAUAAAAAUAAAUAAAAAAAAGCAUCACUUUUAUUAUUGAAAAAAAAACUCGAGGGAAAACCUAUGAUUAGUUGUGUAGCAAUUCUUUAAUUAAGGGAUUAAAAUACAAUAUGAAAUUAAAUUUAAAUGAACACAUGAGAAAAGUAUCUAAAUUAACAUAAGAAAAUGAGAAAAAAAAACUAGUGUUUUCGAAAAACCGAAGCAAGAAAUAUGAAAGUAAAAUAUUACAAAUUAUACAUAUGUUCCAUUUUUUAAAUAUAUUAAAGCUAUGUGAGAAAAAAAAUACACUAAAAGGUGGAAAAAACAAAACUGAUCAAUCAUUGUGGUGAAAUCUAUUUUUCUUCAGUUUAUCAGCAACCAAUACAAAAAAGGAAAGGAAAUACAAGUAAAUGAAUGGUGAAAAAAGUGGAAACAAGUAAUAAUGAAUAAUAAUAUUGAAGUACAACCACUUUUAUUUUUCAAGGCAACACAAAAAAAUAAACAAAACAUACACACUUACACCUACUCACGCGAAUGGAAGAAUGAAAACACAAAAAACUGGAAGAAAGAUAAAACUGAUUUAUGUACUAAAAUUAUUUUCAAAAUAAAACAUUUCAAUUCAAAUUUAA